UUGAACACGCGUGGCAAUUUAUUUUGGUCGAAAAUACUUCCAUUAUGGCUGUUCCGAAUGCGCAGCUGGUUCGAGCUGCUGGAAACAUCGUAGCGCUUCAAAGCGGCCGGCAGGAGUACUUUCCACAGCCUCCGCGCACACCGCCUAAUCCAAUAUUUCCUCCGGACUAUCAGAGAGAUGCACUGCAUUUUCCUGAGCGCAAAGGAAAACGCUUCGACUACGGAAUGUUCACACGCUUUGACCAGAACAACAACGACGAUGACGACUACGGCGAUCGAGCUCGGUGCUGCGAACACGUUUGCACAGCACGCUCAUCCAAACGGGCCGAACAAUUGUCGCCCUAUUCCCGAUACUGGAACCUAAUUAGCCGUCCCAAUAUCUUGCCUUUAAAUAUGAUGACUAUGGAUAUAACUAAAACUGAACCCGGACUUGUCGGGCUAUCGAAUCAACAGCAACAACAACAGCAGCAGCAAGCCGGCCAGCAGCAGCAGCAACAGACCGCAAAUAUGAACAACAACAAUAACAACAAUGGACAUAGCAAUAGCAACAACAACAACAAUAGCAGCAGCAUUGCUGCGGCAGCCAACAACAACAAUAACAACAACAAUGGAAGCCAACUAUGCGCCGGUUGCGGCAAGCACAUACAGGAUCGCUAUUUACUGCGCGCCCUCGACAUGCUCUGGCACGAGGACUGCCUGAAGUGCGGCUGCUGUGAUUGCCGGCUCGGCGAGGUGGGCUCCACUCUUUACACGAAGGGCAAUUUGAUGCUUUGCAAGCGUGACUAUUUGAGAUUGUUUGGCAACACGGGCUACUGCGCCGCCUGCAGCAAAGUCAUUCCGGCCUUCGAGAUGGUCAUGCGUGCCCGCACUAAUGUCUAUCACUUGGAGUGCUUCGCAUGCCAGCAAUGCAAUCACAGAUUCUGUGUUGGCGAUCGAUUUUAUUUGUGUGAGAACAAAAUACUCUGCGAGUAUGAUUACGAGGAGCGAUUGGUGUUCGCCUCGAUGGCCAACCAUCCGAUGUUGAAACGUCACGUCAGCUCUCUGGGCCAGGGCUCGCCGACGGGUGCGGCUGCAGCUGCUGGCGGCCUUCUGGGUGGCGGACCUGGCGCCAAUGGUGGCAAUGGCGGUGGCGGCCCGGUUGGCGCCGGCAACGGCAAUGUCAUGGUGAAUGGUCCCCGUACCCCGGGGGAUCACAACAACAACAACAACGGACCGCAGACGCCCAGCGGUGGCGUGGGCUCCCCAUUUGCCGCUGCAGCGGCGGCCGCUGCCGCUGCACACAUGAAGAACUCGCUGGGUGCGUCCAGCUAAAAUAAAGUCAUGGGCACAAGCGUCAACGGCGGCGCCGGCGCUGGCAGUCAGUCACACUUCUACGGCGCAGGCGGCAGCGGACACAACAACAACAGCAGCAGCAGCAGCAGCAACAGCAACAACAUCAACAACAGCGUUCAUUUCAGCAUGCAGCACCAACACCAGCAACAGCAACACCAUCAACAGCAACACCAUCAACAGCAGCAGCAGCAGCAGCUCAUCAACCUGGGACUCAGUGGUGUGGGCCUGGGCAUGGGCAUGAGUGCUGCUGCUGCCGCCGCUGCUGCUGGGCUGAGCGGCAACGUCUGCGUCGGCAACGGCAGUGGCAGCGGCAAUGGCAGCGGCAAUGGCAGCGGCAGCGCCGGCGGUGUUGGCAGCAUGGGCAGCAGCUGUAAGCGCUACCAAAGAAAAUUCUAUAAUCGCAAUUGAGCGCCCGAUCGUUUCGCGAGUUGCCCAAACACGCAGAUUUCAAGAUUCAAGUGACAUCUAUGUUAUAUACGAGUAUACAUACAUAUACUUAUGUCUAGGAAUAUAUACAAAUAUUGUACACGAAUAGCUUCUAUAUGUGUAUGUACCGUUAAGUGUAGUUACAUAUUUUGUUUUGACUGAGUUGAAGUUAAUUCUACAUAUUUUUUUUACCCAAAACUAUUCAAAUGGAUAAUCAAGUGUGUAUAUUGCAUUCGUAUGAUAAGUACAUAAAUACUAUAUACAGAUGUACGAGUAUGUACUAUAUAUGUAGGAAUGUAGACAUUUUAAUUAGCCCAUUGCCCGUUGCUCAUUAAACAUAAGGCGACAAUAUUAAUGUAAUGCAUUUUUUCUCUCGUUUUUUUUUUUUAAAGCACUUGUAAAUAAUUUGCGUGCAAUUGCAGAAUUGCAGAUUUGUUGACGUUGAACGAAAAGAAAAAGAAAAACAAAAACAAAACAAAAAACAUUAAAUAAAUGAACAGUUAUUUUGUAGACAUUCUUAGUUGAAAGGAGAAAAUUAUUAUAGAUGCGCAUAUUUUGUGUUUUAGUUUUGUUUUUAGGAGGGACUCUCAAAAACUACAAUUCAAUAUCCAGUUCUCAUUUUUUACAAUUGUUGACUAGACACUUCUCUCCGGUAGCGCUUAAAGCGAAUUUCCAGUUACAGCCACCCGCUCUUAAAUUGAUUUUAAUUUAGUUAUAAGAUCACAUUUGAAUUUUGUGUAAUUUUUAAAUCUGAUUUUUACUUAAGUUUUUUAUUUUUAUUUUUUAACUCUAUGCCCAGCAACGCUUGAAGCGAUCAACUGCGGCCGGCGGUGCCAAAUUAUGAAUUUUAUAAUAUUAAAAACCAGUGCCAAAAAAAGUGAAGAAAACAACAACAAGAACAACAGCAACAGAAAGAAAUAAGGGAAAACUAGCGGCAAUGUGCGAAUCGACUUAAAUGCUUUAGAUUUUUAUUUAUUUCAUUGUAUUGCUAUUCGAACACAAAGCUCUGCUGCUCAUCUCCUUUGUAGCCCACAGAAAGAAAGCAGAAAAUCAAUUGUUAAACAUCCCCACCGACGUUUUAUGUAACAUUUAUUUCAUUCAACAUUUCAACAGCUUAUUAGGACUUGUUAAAUUUUCGUCUACAUUUCGAAAACUCAAUACUUUGUAAAUAUUUUACAUAAACCACACAUUUUUUUGCAUAUGCUAAAAAGUAGUUCUUUUAGUGCUCGCUCAGUGAAGUGAAGAACAUAAUGAACAUAUAAAUAAACGAGCUGCAACAUUGUUGAUUAUUAUUUAAGUUUAGUUUAGUUUAGUUUAGUUUAGUUUAGUGUGAGGCUAACAAUUUAUGAACCCAUUUUUUUUUUGUUUUUUUUUUAUUCAUUCAUAGCAUAAAGAACAAAGUAAAAUACGAGGCAAAAGCUUGCAAACGCAAAUGUAUAAAAAAAGUUGACAUAAAUGGAAUGGCAUCGCUCAGUUUUUGCAUGCCAGGCAUAUUAUAAAUAAAGUGUAUUUAUUGAAACUCAUUCACCCUUUCAUUUCAAUAUGUGUGUAUUAGAAUUGAAGUUAAAGAGACACACAAAAAAGUGUGCAGGCUCGUCGUACAAUUCCAUGCGAAGAGUGCAAUAUUUUUUCAUGAAAAUGAGCGCAGAAGAGUUUUAAAAAAUGUAACAAAACUAGCAAAUAUAAUAUGUGUAUGUAUUUAUGUGUAUAUGUAUUCAAAUAAAUGGAAAUAUCUAUAAUGCCA
Molecule: messenger RNA, 3501 nt
Organism: Scaptodrosophila lebanonensis
Lineage: Eukaryota; Metazoa; Arthropoda; Insecta; Diptera; Drosophilidae
Gene: Bx
Exons: 4
Biological process (GO): positive regulation of transcription by RNA polymerase II
Cellular component (GO): nucleus
Molecular function (GO): DNA-binding transcription factor binding; transcription coactivator activity
Source: RefSeq, a predicted model, not a curated record